UCUAACAUAGCCGAACAUUAAUGCAGUGCUUUUUUAAAUACAAAGACAAAAAUAUAAUAUUCUUAUUGCAAAUUCUUGGUUAAAAAAUAAUCGGUAUGUUAAAUCAAAUAAGUGAAACGAUUCGGAUUCGGAUUUGGCGUUAUAAAAAGUUCUCGAUUUCGUCUCCUUCCUAGUAACCUAUAAAAUCUGUGAAUAUUAAGUAAUUGUAAAUAUUUCCAAACAUUCAAUGUCUUGGACUUAAUAUUGUAAAUGCGACUCAGUUUAAAUUAGAUAAAAAUGAAUCAAGCACAAGUUACGAAACUUGUUUCAAAAUUACGAAUAAAUGUAGCUGCAGAGCCUCGUCGGCUUAGAAAUCCCAAAGGACCGGAAGGCAGGUUAAAUAAAUUACGAAAAACUGUCACUGGAUUAAUUAAAUAUGAAAGAAUUGAGUUAAAUUACAAUAGAGGCGAUGAAGCUCGUCAAUAUGCCGAAAGGCUCAUAUCUGAAGCUAUUACUCAUGGUGACUGUCACAAGCCAACAAUGGAAAUAGCAGAUUAUUGGUUACUUGAAAAGGAACUUGUACAUAAAUUAUUUAAAGUUCUUGUGCCGAGAUAUGAAAAUUUCAAUACAGCUUAUACAAGAAUGUAUAAAGCACCACGGCCACAAUACAGUCGAAACAUUGAAAAGGCUGUUUUAGAACUCCGAGGGAACCCAUAUCCUGCUCUUGUAAACAAACAAAGAAAUAACAGACAUCUAAUUCAAAAUAUUUUACUAGAUGCUGCUAAAUAUGAUUACAGACAAGCUAAAUAUGCAGAAAUGGCUGAUAAAAUAGGAAGGUCUGAAGAUCAAGUCGCAGAACAAUCAACCAAAAUGGGUGAUUCUGAAGAUAGUUCAACAGUUGAUUCUCCUAAUAAGCAAACUAACUGAAUUAAGGCUUUAAGAUUAAUAUUUAGAUAACUUGUUUUAGACACAUAGGAGUAGUAAAUAUGAAUUAUAAUAAUACUUCUAAAAUGUA
This is a messenger RNA of Papilio polytes (common Mormon), 994 nucleotides long. RefSeq names its product 39S ribosomal protein L17, mitochondrial (gene mRpL17). NCBI's taxonomy places the organism in Eukaryota, Metazoa, Arthropoda, Insecta, Lepidoptera, Papilionidae. Gene Ontology annotation, biological process: translation. The record is from RefSeq and is a predicted model, not a curated record. Gene Ontology annotation, molecular function: structural constituent of ribosome. Bases 277 to 906 code for a protein of 209 amino acids. Gene Ontology annotation, cellular component: ribosome; mitochondrial large ribosomal subunit. The transcript has 2 exons.